Messenger RNA from Macrosteles quadrilineatus (aster leafhopper), 2747 nucleotides. RefSeq names its product inositol-trisphosphate 3-kinase homolog (gene IP3K1). Gene Ontology annotation, biological process: inositol phosphate biosynthetic process. Lineage: Eukaryota; Metazoa; Arthropoda; Insecta; Hemiptera; Cicadellidae. The coding region runs from base 75 to 1343 and encodes 422 amino acids. The record is from RefSeq and is a predicted model, not a curated record. Gene Ontology annotation, molecular function: inositol-1,4,5-trisphosphate 3-kinase activity; inositol tetrakisphosphate kinase activity. Gene Ontology annotation, cellular component: nucleus; cytoplasm. The transcript has 9 exons.
UCGCUGUGUUUGGUGAAUGUAAACAGUUCGAGUUCAGUGUGCUGUGGUGUAUACAAACAUUUUGUUGUAAUAAUAUGGACGAAAAGUCUGGAUUCCCUCCCGAAACCUAUUCAACAUCUUACAAUCUAAGAAACGAAAUAAAGCAGUACCUCAUCAAAAAAGGGCUGGCGUUUUUCCAUAAUGGAGUGUUGACUCCUACAAAUAAUCACAUUAAAAAGCGCGAAGUGGUGCGAGAGACGCACGGGGACCACAAAUGCUGCACCAAACACAAAUUUUUAUGCUGGCAGUCUGGCGACCACAAGCGGGCUGUGACACAGUCGUCGUGCACCAAGAAAGUGCGGAAAAGGGAUGAGGAACAUUCGCUGCUGAAAUUUCUGGCAUUGAACGCCCUGGAGCUGACAGCACCAGCCAGUGACGUGUUGCUGCGCCAAGGCGGGAACCAGACGACGACCGGAAGCAACAGCACGUGCGCCGGAAACCAGUGGUUCCAGUUGAGCGGGCAUCCAGAUGCGUUCGCGCCGGCGGGACCGGGGACUGUCUGGAAGAAGUGUAGCGGCGGCACUGAGAGAGCCGUGUAUGAAGCUUUGUCGAUGGAGCCGGCCCUGCAAGACGUGACCCCACGUUACCUCAGAGAGGUCCAAUACGGGGGUCAGACUUUCAUUGAACUGGAAGAUCUUCUACAUUCAUUCCGGGACCCGAAUGUGAUGGACAUCAAGAUGGGCAGGAGAACGUUUCUUGAAGAUGAAGUGCAAAACACCAAAGCCAGAGAAGAUCUUUACAAUAAGAUGGUUGCAGUUGAUCCUACAGCUCCAACAGAGGAAGAACAUGAACAGAAGGCCAUCACCAAGCUGAGGUACAUGCAGUUCAGAGAAGAACAGAGUUCCACUUGCAGCCAUGGCUUCCGGAUAGAGGCCAUGAAGUUCCGUGGCUCUCCUCCGGUAACAGAUCUGAAGUGUGUCAAGAGUGAUGCGCAAGUGUUAGACGCCAUCUCUCUCUUCCUCGGCAACCGAGAAGACGUCCGACAAAGACUUCUUGUGAGGCUCAAUGAGAUCAGGACGAAACUCGAGUCUUCCAAGUACUUCAAGCAACAUGAGGUGGUCGGAAGCAGUCUUCUGCUGAUGUACGACGACAGUAAAGUUGGAGCCUGGCUGAUCGACUUUGCCAAGACGCGGCCUGUUCCUACCAACAUGACUGUGAACCACCGCAGCGCAUGGUCGCCGGGCAACCACGAAGAAGGGUUCUUGUACGGACUGGAUCAGCUUAUCAGGGUGCUGGAGAAGGUGAGGACCGGCGGAGAACAGAGAUCACCUCCUCCGACCACCCCUGUCGCGCUUAAGUCCUGAUACUACACGGAAACUGCGACUUCAUCUAGUCUUCCCCAUCCCGACUGAAAGGUGCUCGUCAAGUGAAGGAUUCGAUGUUGGACUAGUCAGGGGUAUUUGGAAUUCAGGAGGAACUAUUCAGGAUUUAAAAGUGUUAUUAUUCAACGUUUUAGAAAAUUUUGUCUAAAGCGUAGUAAAUCUUGCUGUGUUAUUUAAAAACGUUUUUGCCUAAGUAAAGUUUGUUUUCUAUUGAUGUAUUGUAAAAGCCAGUAAAAUUGUAUGGUAUUUUAAGAAGUGAUUAAGGAAAGAUUUAAUUAUGGUAAUUUAAAUUCACAAUGUUUUUGCUUAAUUUUUACACAAAUUAUUAUGUACAGUUCAUAAAAACUUUUUGUCUAUCAAGGUUCUGAAAUAAGAUAAUCACCUCUUAAAGUACCUGAUGUAAAAGAUUAUUUAAUUAAACAUUCCUUAUUUGCAAAUAAGGUUUAAAAUAUUUUGUCAAUAGAAGUUUAACCAAGUAUUGAGUCUAAAUGGAUUUAAAGACCAAGAGUCAAAAUUUAAGUGUCAUUAAAUGAAAAAUAGUAACAGAAAUAGUUUGUGAUGGAAGGCUUUUAGAUUCCAAAGACCAGGGUCUCUCCAAGAUCUUGAUUCGAUCUCAUGAACAAUAUUUCACAAGGCUAUAUAUAAAACAUUCCAUAUUUUUGAGGACGAAUGAUUUUUUUUACUGAACAAUCAAAUGCCUUUAGUUUGAUAUAUGAGUCUUGCCAAAUUUGUCUUAGCCAAUCCUGUAUUCAUGGUAUUACUAUUGCUUUAUUUUGGCUGAGUUGAGGAUUAUUUAUUUGUUAAUUUUCUAAGUUUGAUGCUUUAUUUGUUGAAAGUCUCGUUUAAGAUUGUCUUUCAUGGAUUUUACAAAUGCUCGAAGUCAAGCUAGGUUUGAAAGCUGAAUUUUGUUUCUUGCCUUGGAUUUGACUUGAUAGUCUUAGUUAGAAAAGUUGUUGAUUUAUUUAUUUAUUUAUUUAAUACGUUUUAAUACAUUGUACAGUACAUGAAAAGCAAAUUAAUUCUUAUUCACAAAGCAUAUUGUACAAAGCCUAAUACCGGUUAUGUAAAUUGCCUGAAUUGUUUGAAAUUGUUUUAGAAAUGAAGUAAUUUAACUAAUAAUUUAUACCAAUUUUGGGUCGAAUGUCUGGCUUUUGUUUGCCGAUUUAACAGUAUUAAUGUCGGAUGGAUGGUUUUGUUAGUAACUAUUAUAUCAAUUAUUUAUUGUUGUAGAGUAGAAAUUUCUGUUGUGUUUUUAUACUGUACCACUGAAAACUUGUUAGGAUCUGUAGAUAAAUUGUACUUACGUUGUACUUAAAUUUGUUCUUUUCUAGCCUCUUACAGUUUUUUAUGUAUUAUAGCGUCAAAUAAACGUUAAAUAAGUGAAAA